This is a messenger RNA of Ornithodoros turicata, 2188 nucleotides long. Its product is annotated as putative RNA polymerase II subunit B1 CTD phosphatase RPAP2. Gene Ontology annotation, cellular component: cytoplasm; nucleus. Bases 193 to 2028 code for a protein of 611 amino acids. Lineage: Eukaryota; Metazoa; Arthropoda; Arachnida; Ixodida; Argasidae. The record is from RefSeq and is a predicted model, not a curated record. Gene Ontology annotation, molecular function: RNA polymerase core enzyme binding; RNA polymerase II CTD heptapeptide repeat phosphatase activity. The transcript is spliced from 13 exons.
GGCGGGCUUUGGCUGUGGCCGGCUUUGGCUGGCUGGUUAAGCAGGCAAUGGCGGUAGUAGUACUCGUGAAAAUGCGUUUAAGGUGAUGUUUUGUUAAUAUUGCGUGAAGAAUCUGAAGAAAAUCCACGAAGUUCAUCUGUAACUGUAGCGCGAGUCAAGGGCUUCAAAUGUAGAUCAGGAUCCUUGGUAAAAAUGUCGCCCAGUGCAGUUGCGAAAGCGGACAAGUGCAGCAGCUCUGAAAGACGAGAGGCAGCCAGGAGAACGAUUCAAAGACGAGAAGCAUGCAGAAAGGCGGCUGCUAAAAUUGUGGAGCAAAUGCUGCAAGAUGAUGUGUCGCACGAAUGGUUCUUGGAUGCAUGUCGCAGCUUGUCUCAGCAGGAUUACGAGGAUGCCGUUGAGGAAAGGGCCAUCGUUCUGCAAUGUGGAUACCCCAUUUGCAAAAACAAGAUCUCACGGGUAUUACAGUUGAACCGUGCGCGUGUGCCCCCUCAGAAGUACCACAUCUGUGCCAAAACUAACAGGGUCUUCGACAUUACGUCGAGAAAGCGUUACUGCAGUGAUAGUUGCUACCACGCUUCUGUGUUUCUCAAGAAGCAGCUCUACGAAGGCCCUCUUUGGCUUAGAGAUGAGACGGAGGCACCAGCGAAAUAUGAGCUCUUGGAGAAAGAGAAACACAGAGGAAGUCACGGCGAAGAGGUAGACUUUGGAUGGCGUCGACUAAGUAAAGAAGAGGUGGAGAUUCUGAACAAGUCAGAGAAAUCCAAGGAAUACCUGAAACCUGACGCCGCCAAAGUUUCUCCGUACAUGACCGAAGGAGCCAUUCAGAAGCUUGCAGCACGCGUGGAAUGUCUCAGUGUUUCCGAGGCAGCCGACACAUCAAGCUCAGCAAGGAAACUAGCAGCAGGACAUACGCAACCACGUCAAGAAGAUAAGCCUUCAAAAAGUGAGACCCCUAAAGCUGAGCCGUCAACAUCACCAAGAGUGCUUCCUGAACAGAAGCCAGAACUUUCCACAUCCUCAGUUCAUCAUUCCAAGUCACCUACGGGUUUAUGUGAAACGUCCAAUUCGGGAAGCUUCAAUUCCUGGAUGAAAGCACUGGAAAGUGAACACCAGAAGAUCAUGCCACAGUCCUCACAAGCCCAACCUGAACUUUCUCCACUAGAAAACGCAGAGAAGACACUCCACAAUUGGAUAACAAUAGAGACGCUGACCCUUCUGUUGGGCAAAAAGGCUGUUGACCGGAUGAAGGCUUCGAACCCUAGUUUAGGGAUGUCUUGUGAGGCCGAGAGAAGAGCUGACCAUUUCCGAACCCUGUAUGCUAGGAUUUGCAGAAAGCUCGACAGAGAAGAAGCCGAAGAAGAGCAGUACUUCAGUAAGGUGCUAGAUUCUGACGAUGACGACGACGAUAGCAAGGUGCAAGCAGUGCCAACAGCCACUGUUCCUUCGAUGACAGAAUUGAAGCGCGAUGCUGACCAAGCACAGCUGAGAGUGUACGGCUUCUAUGCGGGGCAGUUGGACACAGCUGAUGACGAAACGGGUGCAGAAGAGAGUGGAGGUGAGAAAAAGAACACGACAAAGAAGACAGCGAAGAAGGUUGAGAAGAAAAAGCUAAAAAGUAAAGUUCCUGAGAUUCCACGUGACGUAAAGGAUCCUAUAUUGCCUGUGGUAGACAGCCAUGCUCAGAAUUUGCUCAGGUGCAGGAUUCUGCUUGACAGAAUACAAAAAGUGCUCCCGGAUAUCCUGGACCUCAUUGACGUAGAGCUGGCACAAGUAUCGUCUGACCUCAGAGACCUUGUCUCAUCAUUUAGGUUAACUGCUGAAAACGUCAUAUUCAAGAUGCAGGCAUGCAAGGUGAUUGCUCUCUGCCUUGUACUCAUGCUAAGCAAGCAGAAUGAGGCUCUACAAACGGCCCUACAGGAUAGGAGACAGAGAAGCCUCUUGGAACCAUUCCUGGACGACAUUGGCAUUACGUUAACCGAUGCAGAACACCUGGUAGAACGCCUGUUAAGUUUUCCUAAUAUUCCUUAACAUAGGAUGUUAACAGCAUUUGUAUAAAUUAUGUAUAUAUGUAUGUACCGAUAAAAGCGAUCCUGAUGGGGGGAGGGGAGGUUAUGCAGGAGGUUAAAACAUUUGUUGUUUACUGGAAGGGAAUAAAGUUUUUAUUCUAUAUGAAUAGAGAAAUAGUCUA